This is a messenger RNA of Hevea brasiliensis (rubber tree), 1638 nucleotides long. RefSeq names its product linamarin synthase 2. Gene Ontology annotation, molecular function: UDP-glycosyltransferase activity. The record is from RefSeq and is a predicted model, not a curated record. The transcript has 2 exons. The coding region runs from base 55 to 1506 and encodes 483 amino acids. Lineage: Eukaryota; Viridiplantae; Streptophyta; Magnoliopsida; Malpighiales; Euphorbiaceae.
AUACGCAAGCUUUAAGCUUCUACAGUUGUUUCAAUAGAGUGCCAUAACUGAAGGAUGGACUCCGGUGUAGCCCAAAAGCCCCAUAUAGUCCUAGUGCCGUUUCCAGCACAAGGCCAUAUCAACCCCUUCAUGCAACUAGCCAAGCUUCUACAUGCAGCAGGUUUCCACAUAACCUUCGUUAACACAGAGUUCAACCACAGACGUCUUCUUAGAUCCAAAGGACCAGAGGCUAUGAAGGGCUUACCUGAUUUUCGCUUUGAAACAAUACCUGAAGGAUUGCCUCCAUCUGAUCGUGAUGCUACUCAAGAUCCUCCAGCUUUGUGUGAUGCGGUUCGAAAUAAUUGCUUGGCUCCAUUCUUGGAGCUGCUUUCUAAGCUCCAUUCAUCAUCUGAAGUUAGUUGCAUAAUUUCAGAUGGUGUCGCGAGCUUUGCUGUUAAAGCAGCACAAGAAUUAGGCAUACCUGAGGUUCAGUUCUGGACUGCCUCAGCCUGUGGUCUCAUGGGAUAUUUGCAAUUCGAUGAAUUCAACAGGAGAGGCAUUAUCCCUUUUAAAGAUGAAAGCUUUCUUACGGAUGGCACACUCGAUACUCCAAUAGAUUGGAUCCCAGGCAUGAGUAACGUCCGCAUUAAGGAUAUGCCAAGCUUUGUUAGAACCACAGAUGUUGGAGAAAUCCUGUAUGACUUUCUAAAAUCUGAAGCUGAAAACUGCUUAAAUGCUUCUGCAAUUAUCUUCAAUACAUUUGAUGAGUUUGAACAUGAAGUAUUAGGUGCUAUUGCAGCCAAGUGUCCUCAUAUUUACUCAAUAGGUCCACUCUCCUUGCUCCGAAGGCACAUGCCAGUGACUGAACUCCAUUCAUUCAAGUCAAAUUUAUGGAAAGAAGACGCAAAUUGUCUCGAAUGGCUCGAUCAAAGAGAACCCAAUUCAGUUGUGUAUGUCAACUAUGGCAGUGUGACUGUGAUGACAGACCACCACAUGAAGGAAUUUGCAUGGGGGCUAGCAAAUAGCAAAUACUCAUUUUUGUGGAUUGUUAGGCCUGAUGUGGUGAUGGGAGAUUCUGCAAUCCUGCCUGAGGAGUUCCUUGAAGAGAUUAAAGAUAGAGGAUAUAUAGCGAGUUGGUGUCCACAGGAUCAAGUGCUUUCACAUCCAUCUGUUGGUGUUUUCCUAACACAUUGUGGGUGGAAUUCUUUGAUGGAAAGUAUAUGUGCAGGAGUGCCUGUAAUAUGUUGGCCAUUUUUUGCAGAGCAACAAACAAAUUGUAGGUAUGCAUGCACCAGUUGGGGAAUUGGAAUGGAGGUCAAUGCUGAUGUGAAGCGUGAUGAAAUUGUAUGUCUGCUUAAGGAAAUGAUGGAUGGAGAUAAUGGGAAGCAAAUGAGACAAAAGGCUUUGAAAUGGAAAAGGAAAGCAGAGGAAGCUACUGAUGUAGGUGGAUCAUCAUACAAUGAUUUUAGUAGAUUCAUUAAGGAGCUUAUUCUGCAUCAUGAGAUGACCACUAGUGAGGCAAAAUAAAAUAAACCCAUGCUUUGUUUUUAAAUAAAUUGAACCACAUUUUGCAAGUUGACUACUCUUAUAGAUCAAUUUUUAGACGUUGUAUUAGCAUGUAAAUGAAUUAAUUUAGCAUAUAUAUCCCCCUUUCAGAAA